Messenger RNA from Phytophthora nicotianae INRA-310, 1610 nucleotides. RefSeq lists its product as hypothetical. Bases 260 to 952 code for a protein of 230 amino acids. NCBI's taxonomy places the organism in Eukaryota, Oomycota, Peronosporomycetes, Peronosporales, Peronosporaceae. The transcript has a single exon. The record is from RefSeq and is a predicted model, not a curated record.
GCAAACUCUGCGAUACUCCCUCUCACUUGGUUUCACUAUCGCAGAAAUACUAAUCGGCCCUCCGCUUGGCUUUCCUUCCUUCAAGAUUGCCUUCAAUUGGGCAGAUUCCGGUCGGUUGCCUGUAUAGGGAUUUCCCACCGACACAUCAAGCAGCUGGUCAGUCGCUGUUACCUUCGCGCACUUCAUUCAGCAAAAGCAGCCAACAGCCCCACCUCAGACCUCAGAGUAGGGGCGCCCCUCCAGCACCAACCUUCCAUCAAUGACCCGCCGGCAGUCCCCGAGUAACAGCAACGUGCGUCGGCGCACACACACAGGCAUCGGUGCGUCCACACUGUCUGCGCCCACCUCUGCCACCAAGAACCGUCGCUACAGUCUGGACCAGACCGUCUCGUCCGUUAUCUACUGCGAGGGCUACGCGCGCAUCAAGCGCCGCAACGUGUUGACCUGGAACACGCGUUUCCUCGUGCUCAGCAACACAGAACUGCUUGUAUUCCAAAACAAGCAAGAUGCCAGCUACCGCCGCAACGUCCUAGAGACACAAGAGCUUGCCAGCGGCCGAGUGGCGUCCAAGAACGACUUGGGAAUCGAGUUCACCUUCACGGACGGACGCGAACUGCUUGCUCGCGUGUUCAGCCGUGCUGACCAGGCCCAGUGGGUCUCCGCUUUCUACCAGUUGGCCAUGCGAAGCGAAGUGCGUCGCGUCAAGAGCGCCUCCAUGGAGGAGCAGGGCGACACGGCUGCGGUUGAGAAGCGCCGCGUCUCGUUCUUCGGCAGUGUACUGGUGCGCACUAUCCCCACAGUGCCGGAUGACCAGGUGCCGGAGCUCUUCUACAGCAAGAAAGAUGUGGAGAAGUUCUCGGAGCAGGCCUCGAGUCUGCGGAGCCGCACGGGCGACGCUGUGUCGCUCGUAUUCAGGAAGCCCACGUUGCCCUGGCGCCGACAGGUCGUGUAAGCCGAGCACAUUCAUCGUCUUUGAUCUAUUUAUUAGCAACCGCGUUCCGUUGGGGAGAGCGUGAACCGUGUGGUAUUAAUUGACGAUCCCUGCGUGUUAUAAGACCAUUACAUAAUGAACUUGAUACCCGAACUCCGCUUGGUUCUCCGAGUCCGCGUGGUGCAAUACAGACGGUCGUCGAGACGCUUUUAGAACGGCGCUUGAUCAAUAGACGCGCUGAAUUGUGGUGAUGAAGUCGAGAGACUCGUGUGGAUUCGAAAAAUGCGGGCGGCGGUUUUACCAGAACACAAGCAGCAUUCCAUGUGUCCUGCUUGUCGAGCAUGCUUGAUCAAUCUGCAAUCGAUUCACGCGCCAUUGCGAGAAUGAUACCCCACGGCUAUUAUUACGCAGUGCUUCUCCAUCGCAGAUUCGACACGCACGGGUGCAGACGAAGACUAUCCAUACGGCCGUGGAAGAUUCUGUCCGGUCGCGCACUCGAACCUAGUCAGUUGGGCUUCCCCUCAGAGGAUGGCCGAGGUUGUGGGCCACCCAAGACACGCAUUUGUGGCUCUGAGUCGGCCAUGCGGUCGUUGAGCAGAGACUGUCGGCCAGACCACAUCCGGACAGCUCUUCUGGACACGGCAAGCUUUGCACGCGCCUGUUCUCUUGUCCCUAGGGG